AUGCUUGGACAUGGAUGGAGCAAAACUUUAGACAGCAAAAAUGUGCAACAUUGCCUAGCAUUACAAAUACACGUGACAAAUUUCUCCAAGCGAAAUUUUCGUUAGAAAGCCUGGAGGCUAAAAUAGAAGAAUUGAAAGAAGUGCAAGAAUCUGCAGAACACGAGGAAUGGAUGGAAAGAGUCGCAAGAACUGAGACUACAAAGCUUAGAUACAAUUAUGCAAACCUUAUUAGAACAAAAGUUUGUGGACAAUCUACAAUUAAGAUUGUCGAAGAUCAACCGCCGCAAGAUGAACGGCAGCGUCGAAGAGAAACACUACACAAAACUAUUGAUGAAUGGCGGACUGAGUGGAUCGCAAAAGAGCUGGCACUCAAACGUGAACAAGCUAGAAAGAGGGAAGCCGAAAAACGAGUGCAAGAGGCUGAGGCAAACAGAAGCAAACAUAGAGAACUUUCAAAACUGCUUGAAAAGGUUAAGAAAUUGCGAGAUCUACGUAGGGAUCGAUUAAAACGAGAAGGGCACUUUUUCCCCGAGGAAGAUGAUGAAUUCUUUAAUAAGGUUGCAUCGUUGAAUGAUGUAAUGAAAAUUGAGGAAGCACGGUUGGAUCAAGAAAGGAAUGCUGCGGCUGAACACAAAAGAAAUGAAGCUAUGGAUGUUGGAAUGAAAGAGCGAGAAAAAGAAAGAGAUCCUGUUUAUGAAUAUUGGCAUCAAGCAGAAUUUGAUAUUGAUAAUCUUAUCUCAAUUAGACGUCAGUGGGAUGCAUUUUUGGUUGCACCUGGCACUAUUGGAUCAUCGUGCGUUCCACCGUCCUUUAUAAAUCCUUCACCUCCUGCAAAUUACGUUUGGGCUUCUUGUCUUACACACGUCCCAGCACUUUGGGCUUUCUUAUUGGACUACGCUGACGCUCCGCAAGUUCCUGUUUCUGAAUCCACUCGGAACGACAAGUGGAUGAGGAGCGCGAACUCUCAGGAAGUCAUGGAUAGACUCAACCUCAAGAUCGAUGCAUUUCUUGGUCAUGAUGGUAGGAUUUAUCGUGAGACUUUGUGGUCUUCAACGUACAAUACGUAUGCGAAGAUUAUAGGUCGACUCUCGAGAGAACGCGUUCGUAGGAAUUGGGACGCAUGGGAAGCUCAAUACCCAUAG
Molecule: messenger RNA, 1142 nt
Organism: Racocetra persica
Lineage: Eukaryota; Fungi; Glomeromycota; Glomeromycetes; Diversisporales; Gigasporaceae
Source: the annotation of a GenBank genome assembly